This is a messenger RNA of Arabidopsis lyrata subsp. lyrata, 1531 nucleotides long. RefSeq names its product probable mediator of RNA polymerase II transcription subunit 37b. Lineage: Eukaryota; Viridiplantae; Streptophyta; Magnoliopsida; Brassicales; Brassicaceae. Gene Ontology annotation, cellular component: membrane; cytoplasm; endoplasmic reticulum lumen. Gene Ontology annotation, biological process: endoplasmic reticulum unfolded protein response; cellular response to unfolded protein; protein refolding. Gene Ontology annotation, molecular function: heat shock protein binding; misfolded protein binding; ATP hydrolysis activity. The record is from RefSeq and is a predicted model, not a curated record. The coding region runs from base 776 to 1129 and encodes 117 amino acids. The transcript is spliced from 2 exons.
UAUAUAUAUCAUAUAUGUUAACUGCUUCUGUUUUUAAGGUUUUUGUCUCACCUAUUCGGUUUUCAGAAAAACUGUCUCUUUUGUUUUGGUCAAGGAUCUUUGGGAUUUCUCAAAAAGGUAUUGAUAAUUAAGAAGCAAAGGUACGUAUAUUAGGUAAGAAAUUCGAAGAUUUUAUGAUGUAGAGGAUAACCAAUGGAUUUUUAUUUGAAGAAUUAAAGUUUUAGAAAUAAUUUUAGAGGAUGUGAAAUCCGGUGACCAGGUUAUUUUGAAGAUGUUCACUUUGAUGUCAACUUCGUAUGGUGGUGUUCCUCCGGUGCUGGAAGACACCAUGGAUCAGUCUGGAUAUGAAUCUCCACGAUCUUUUGGUAGGAUUUGUGUUGUAGUCUAUUUGUUAUUUUAGAUCUGGUAUUAUUUAAUAUUAAAUUUUAUUGUUUUGAAGGAUAUGUCCAAGAUUGUUGACAUCGUUGUUUCGUUGAUCAUCGCCAUGUUCCAACAAACAUGUCAAGAGCAGUUUGGAUGUGUGGAAACCCUAAUUUUUUAUGAACCGGUUGGAUAGGUAAUUAAUAUUUUCAUAUGGAUUUAUAAUUUAGAUUAGGGUUCCAAUGUUUCCCUCUUUAAAAGUUUGUAAACGUGGUAUUCUUCUCCUUUUAGUCAAGCACACAUCAUUUCAUGAAUAAAUUCUCCAAAAAUAUUAGGGUUUGUUUCAUUUGGGUAUCAAAGGUUUCUUUUGUGAUUCUUAUUUGGAGGAAGCACUCGAAUCCCAAAAGUUCAGUAGAUGUUAAAGGAUUUCUUCGAUGGCAAGGAACCCAACAAAGGAACUAACCCUGAUGAGGUUUUGGCCUAUACAACCGCCAUCCAAGGUGGAGUAUUAAGUGGUGAAGGUGGAGAAGAAACGGAAAAUAUUCUGCUACUUGAUGUUGCACCUUUGCGCCUCGGUAUUGACACUGUCGGAGGCGUGAUGACACACAUUAUUCCUCGAAUCCCAACGAAGAAGUCUCAGGUGUUCACUACUUACCAAGAUCAGCAAACUACUGUGACUAUCAACGUCUAUGAAGAGAUAAGCAUGACGAAAGAUAACCCCGAGCUCGGAAAUUUUCACCUCACCGGCCUUCUUCCUGCACCUAGGUAAACUCUCUAAUUCAAUAUUGGCUACUAAACCAUUUCGGUUCUUGGUUUUUUAAAGAUGCAAGGAACAGUUUUUGGGGUGCCACAAAUGGAGGUGACUUUCGAAGUGGACGCAAAUGGGAUUCUGCAGGUGAACGUCAAAGACAAAGUUCCAAAGACGUCACAGUCAAUUACAAUAACGAACGAUAAAGGUCAUUUGAUAGGAGAAGAGAUUGAUGAAAUGAUUAUAUUAAUUAGCUACGUAUGAACUAGACACCGUUAUACACAUACGAGGACUUAUUUGGAGAAGACAUCUUCGAAUACGUGUACGAAUAUGAACUUUGGCUGGUAUCCGAGUAAGACAUGUUGUGCAUUGUUUUACUUUUGUUUUUGUUUUGUUAUGAGUUGUGCGAUAUUUUAAUAAAUA